Molecule: messenger RNA, 3087 nt
Organism: Nilaparvata lugens (brown planthopper)
Lineage: Eukaryota; Metazoa; Arthropoda; Insecta; Hemiptera; Delphacidae
Exons: 2
Coding region: 322-3087 (921 amino acids)
Molecular function (GO): zinc ion binding; nucleic acid binding
Source: RefSeq, a predicted model, not a curated record
GUAUGUAGCUAUGAGGUUGGCAGACGUGCUACAAAGAAAUUCGAAGAACUUGUUAGCUUAGUUGGAACUCAUUUAAAUCCAAAGCCUUCCUUUAUUGCUGAAAGGUACAAGUUCAGUUUGCGAAAUCAGCAAGAACACGAAUCAAUUGCUGAUUAUAUUGUCAAACUAAAAGAACUUUCAAUCAAUUGUGAAUUUCAAGCAAAUUGGCCAGAUUAUUUGCGGGAUCGUUUGGUGAGUGGUCUGCGGAGUGAUGCAAUCAAAAAGAGGCUGUUAGGCGAACAUGAGUUAACGUAUGAUGCAGCGGUAAAAAUUGCCUUGAGUAUGGAGUUAACAGACAAGGAGGCGGCUUCAUUAUCAUCAGUUCCAGUAGGCCUCCAAAGGGAGGAAAAGAUCGCGCAGCUUCAGCGUCAUGGUGGAGGAGGUAACAGGCCGGUGGAGAGUCAAGGGCGUGGCCAAUCAACAGUUCAUGGACAGCACGGUGCCUGUUUCUGUUGCGGCAAGUACGGCCACCGCGCUGGAAAUUGCAGAUUCAAAUCGUACAAAUGUAACAAUUGUGGGAAAAGUGGACAUUUAGUUAAAGUCUGUAAAGCAAAGGGUAAGUCUUCUUAUUCAUUUAAUAAUAAAGCACAAAACUAUGUGGAUUGUGCAGAUGUUGGGGGUAAUGAUGGUUUUAAAUAUCGAGAUGAUGAUGAAAAUUGUAAUGAAAAUCAUUAUUUAACCAAUCUAUAUACAUUGAAGUCAGAGUAUGAGCGUGACAAAAUUAAUAGUGUAACAAGAAUCAAGCCAAUCACACUAGAAUUGAUAGUUGAAAACAAACCUCUCUUAUUUGAGGUUGACAGUGGGGCUUGUGUAUCAGUAAUUAAUGUAAGAUGUUAUGAGGAAACCUUUUCUCAUCUGGAAUUGCAGCCAACAAAUUUAGUUUUAAGUUCAUAUACUAAUAAUCCAAUCAUACCUAAGGGCAAAGUGGCGGUUACAGUCAAACAUAAGAACAGGGAACACCAAUUGACAUUGUAUGUAAUUAACAAUGGUGCAAAUCCAUUGAUUGGUAGAGACUGGAUGAGAGACCUCAAAUUGGUAGUUCAAAUCCCAGAAGCUAAAAAUUUGCAUUCCGUAAUUAGUAAACAACCCAUUAAUAACUCAGAAGUAGGUUUAGUUCAUGAGACAGAGUUGAUAAACGAGUUGUAUAAUAAAUAUCCAGGUGUUUUCACAGACAAGUUAGGUUGCUAUAAGGGUGAGUCAGCACGUUUAGAGUUAAAGGAUAAUGUUUAUCCUAAGUUUUUGAAACCUAGGACCAUCCCUUAUGCAUUGCAAGACAAAGUAAAAGCAGAAAUAGAGAGGCUAGAGCAGGAAGGCAUUUUGGAAGCAGUAAGCAACAGUGAAUGGGGUACUCCUAUUGUACCUGUAAUAAAAAGAAAUGGUGAAUUGAGAAUAUGUGCCGAUUUUCUUAGUUCUACUGUUAAUAAAUGCUUAGUUGUGAAUCAUCAUCCAAUUCCUAAAAUUGAGGACUUGUUUAAUAGAUUACAAAAAGGUGAAAAAUAUUCAAAAAUAGAUUUGUCACAAGCUUAUCAGCAAGUAAGACUUGAUGAAGGAUCCAAACAUAUUUGUACUAUAAGCACUCCUUGGGGCCUUUUCAGAUAUAAUAGACUGCCAUUUGGUAUUGCCUCAGCACCUGGUAUUUUUCAACAAAUUAUGGAAAAAAUUCUGGCUGGAAUUCCGGGAGUAGUUUGUUUUCUUGAUGACAUCUUAGUUAGUGGUAAAAACUUGACAGAGCAUUAUGAUAGGUUAACAGAAGUAUGUAAGAGAUUGGAUGCUAAUGGUUUAGCAGUAAGUAAGAAUAAGUGUGAGUUUUUCAAAAAAACGGUGGAGUAUUUGGGAUUUAUUAUUAGUAAGGAGGGAUUGAGAACAGCACCAAGUAAGAUUGCGGCUAUAACAAAUGCCCCUACUCCAACUAAUGUGAGUCAACUCCAAGCAUUUCUGGGAUUAGUAAACUAUUAUUGUAAAUAUGUGCCUAAAUUAGCAACAAUUGCAGCCCCUCUGCAUCAACUGUUACGUAAAGAUAGUGUUUUCAACUGGUCAGUGUCAUGUCAACAAGCCUUUGAAUUGAUUAAAAGUAAAUUAAUUGCAGCGCCUAUACUAGCACAUUAUGAUGCUAAGUUGCCACUUCAAUUAGCUACCGACUCAUCAGCUUAUGGCUUAGGUUGCGUACUGAGUCAGAUUCAAAAAGAUGGAUCAGAAAAACCAAUUUGUUAUGCUUCUAGAACUUUGUCAAAAGCUGAGAAAGGAUAUUCUGUGAUUGAUAGAGAAGCAUUGGCUAUUGUUUAUGGUAUAAAAAGGUUUAAUCAGUAUUUGUAUGGUAAUAAGUUUACAUUACUAACAGACCAUAAACCGUUAUUAUCUAUAUUUGGGUCGAAGAAAGGAUUGCCAGUAUAUGCAGCUAGUAGGCUGCAAAGAUAUGCCUUGUUUUUGACAAAUUAUGAUUUCAAUAUCAAGUAUAUUACAUCUAGAGCCAAUGCCAAUGCAGAUUGCUUAUCAAGACUUCCAUUGAAUGUAAAAGAUUUUGUUUUUGAAAAUGAUAAUGUGGACUAUGUGGGUACAUAUUUACAGUUUAUCACAGAAAAUGACAUUCCUAUUGAUUUUAACUGUGUGAAAUUAGAAACAAGUAAAGAUACACUAUUAAAAAAAGUUUACAGUUAUGUUAUGUAUGGUUGGCCAGAGGGUAAGCUUAAUUCAAACAUGGAAGAUAUGAGACCAUUUUUCCAAAAACAACAUGAAUUAGUUAUAGAGCAGGGUAUUCUGAUGUGGGGACAUAGGGUUAUUAUUCCUUCCUGUUUACGCAAAGCUUUGCUGUCAGAAUUGCAUUGUGGACAUUUAGGCAUCAUAAAAAUGAAAGCAAUGGCAAGGUCGUAUUUUUGGUGGCCAGGUAUAGAUGCUGAUAUAGAAUGUUUGGCUAAUAGUUGUGGAGCUUGCUUAGAACAAAGGCAACUCCCUUCUAAGAGUGUUUUACAUGUGUGGGAAUUUCCAAGAAACCGUGGGAAAGAAUUCAUCUUGAUUUCUUGGGUCCAAUCAAUUCACAAAUUUAUCUUAUAA